Setaria italica (foxtail millet) is the source of this 2342-nucleotide messenger RNA. RefSeq lists its product as uncharacterized. The coding region runs from base 576 to 2342 and encodes 588 amino acids. The record is from RefSeq and is a predicted model, not a curated record. Lineage: Eukaryota; Viridiplantae; Streptophyta; Magnoliopsida; Poales; Poaceae. The transcript has 6 exons.
CUCUAGACUCUAGAGGACAGGGACAAGACGACAAGGCCGCUCUGCACUCCUACUGGCCGGUGGACUGGUGGUCUCCCUCCGCUCCACACCAACCACUCGCCCCCGCUCCCCUCCCGCGGCUCCUCCGGCCGCCGGCCAUGGCGCUCCGCUGCCAGGCGCCGCCCCGCCCCGGCCCCAGACCCAGUUAGCGCCCCCGCCGACCGGGUGUAGAAGCGAGCCCAGAGCUAGGGGGGAGAGGCGACCGGCCGGCCGGCCGUCGGGCGGACGCGUGGUCUGGUAGCCUGUGCUCAGCGCACGCGCACGGCGCCGGCUCGAAAGGUGUACGAGGAGGUUGGAGGCUAGGAGCACGAGGCGGCCGGGAGGGAGGCCCCCCCUUUCUUGGACCUAUCCGCUGCUGGAUCCUCCGCCCGCCAUCUCGCGGUCGAGUGGAGUGGAGUGGAGCGGAGUGCAGGCGGAGAUCUGUCCGUGCGGGCUUUGGCUGGUUCCCCAUCUGCUGCUGGAUUCUGCUCUCCCAUGCCACAGUAUUACAACGUUGAAGGCUUCAAAAGUCUACGGAACUAGAUGAUACUUGCAUAAUGCAGCCCUCAGAUAUUUGGAAGGCGCAUGCAGGUUCAUCGCAGUCAGAGGGUUCAGCUCUGGAUAUGGAGAGAAACGGAUGCAAUCAUAAUUGUUGCCCAUCUCCUCUCCAGCCAAUUGCCUCAGCUGGUCAGCACUCUGAAAGCAGCGCAGCAUACUUUUCUUGGCCUACAUCUACUCUAAUGCACGGCUCAGCUGAAGGCCGUGCUAAUUACUUUGGGAAUCUACAGAAGGGUGUACUACCAGGACAUCUUAGUCGAUUGCCAAGGGGGCAGCAAGCCACCACCUUACUUGAUUUAAUGAUUAUAAGAGCAUUCCACAGCAAGAUCCUGCGCCGAUUUAGUCUUGGUACAGCAAUAGGUUUUAGAAUCAGGAAAGGAACAUUGACUGACACACCUGCCAUCCUUGUGUUUGUUGCUCGUAAGGUUCACAGGAAGUGGCUCAGCAAUACACAGUGUCUUCCAGCUGCCCUUGAGGGACCUGGGGGUGUGUGGUGUGAUGUUGAUGUUGUUGAAUUUUCUUAUUAUGGUGCACCAGCCCCGACACCAAAGGAACAACUGUAUGAUGAGCUUGUUGAUGGAUUGCGUGGUAGUGACCCUAUUGUAGGAUCAGGUUCACAGGUGGCUAGUCUUGAGACCUAUGGAACUUUGGGUGCCAUUGUGAAGAGUCGAACUGGCAAUAAGCAAGUUGGGUUCCUUACAAACAGGCAUGUUGCUGUUGAUCUGGAUUAUCCUAAUCAGAAGAUGUUCCAUCCGCUGCCUCCUAAUCUUGGACCAGGAGUUUACCUUGGUGCUGUUGAGAGAGCAACAUCAUUUAUAACAGAUGAUGUUUGGUACGGGAUCUAUGCAGGAACAAACCCAGAAACUUUUGUCCGAGCUGAUGGUGCAUUUAUACCAUUUGCUGACGACUUUGAUAUUAAUAGUGUCAGCACCUCGGUUAAAGGAGUUGGAGUCAUAGGUGAUGUAAAGGCAAUUGAUCUGCAGUCCCCAAUUGGCAGUCUCAUCGGGAGACAAGUUGUCAAAGUUGGAAGAAGUUCUGGUCUGACGACAGGGACUGUUGUCGCAUACGCUCUUGAGUACAAUGAUGAGAAGGGAAUAUGCUUCUUCACUGACUUUCUUGUCGUUGGGGAGAACCAACAAACAUUUGAUCUUGAAGGGGACAGUGGAAGCCUCAUAAUCUUAACAGGACAAGAUGGUGAGAAGCCACAGCCUAUAGGGAUUAUAUGGGGUGGUACAGCUAACCGGGGAAGGUUGAAGCUAAAAAGUGGCCAGGGUCCGGAGAACUGGACAAGUGGAGUUGAUCUCGGCCGCCUUCUUGAUCUCUUGGAGCUUGAUCUGAUUACGACAAGUGAAGGGCUACAAGCUGCCCUGGAAGAACAAAGGAUCACUCUAGCUGCUGCUGCUGCGGCUGCUAAUUCAACUGCCGCAGAAUCAUCACCUGUUGCUGGUCCUCAAGAGAAUGAUAAAGUUGACAAGAUCUAUGAGCCUCUUGGCAUCUUCCAGCCAAUUCCCCGAGAUGGCUCUGCCACCUCGACGGACCAAGCCAACGAGAAUGUUGAAGAGCAUCAGUUCAUCCCAAACGGGCCAAACCUGAGUGGUAUCUCUCCUACACGUGAUGGUCAAGAAGGCAAUGGUGAGUUGAACAACUUGCCAGACUUGGAAAAUCCAGCUGAUGAUACAAACAUCUGCAUCGGUUUGCAUCUGGGAGAGCGGGAACCAAAAAGGCUACGCUCUGAUUCGACACUGAACAUCGACCUGCAGAAGUGA